Molecule: messenger RNA, 1554 nt
Organism: Tuber aestivum (summer truffle)
Lineage: Eukaryota; Fungi; Ascomycota; Pezizomycetes; Pezizales; Tuberaceae
Source: the annotation of a GenBank genome assembly
GGGCUCCUAGGCCACUUUAGGUAUUUAGAUCUCCUUUCGAAAUUAGAACGACUAGGUACGACAAAAAGUGAGGUAGGCUCGAGCGCAAACGCAGUUUCUAGGCCUUGGGUGACACUUGAAGGAUUCUCCUCGCGGUCAUGACAUCUACUGUGCUGCAAGGUUGGAUUUGGUGGAAAAACUGAUACCAGUACUCGAGUACUCGAGUAAAGACUUGGCUCCAUACCGUCACAGGAACCCGCCGCUAGGGCAUGAUCCCACAAUAAAAUCACCAACGAUUUUCUUUACAGCGGGAGCUGAGCUCGAGCGCUCCUCGUUCCCGCGGCGGAAGGGGUCCAUCUCAUCGGGUCAGACGGCUGUCCGACAAUGACGCGUGAACUUCUCAAAGGUCGGUGUGUGGUCUUGUCACGCGUGUCCCAUUCCCAUGGUGUCUACCAUCGGUUCCGGCCCCUGUUCCGGUGGUAUCAUAACUCCAUCGAGAUUACUUUGAUAUCUCAGCACCUCCUAAUAGCUACAGGGAGUCCCGGGGGUUGACCCUAGCUGCCCCAAACGGCCGGCCCACAUAGGCUAUACACAAUAAUCUCGCCAACCCCACCAACACCCACCCGCCACCCAGCCGGUUCGGCCAGAAAGGUAAUAAUAAUGACACCAGACGAUCUAAUAUCCCUCUGGGAUCUCAACAUUCCACACGCAACCACCUCCGUACCAUUCGCCCGCCUGCUCUCAGGGAACCAACUCCCUGGCGAGAACUUCAAUAGAUGGCUCUCCAAUGACUUCCUGUACGUCCGUUGCGAAGCCUUCUUCAUCGCUCGACUAAUCUCCUCAGCCCCCGACUCGCUCUCCUUCAAGCGCACACACCUGAUCCCGGCCUACGACGUCUUGAAGCGCGAGCUAGAAGUAUUCCGUCAAAAGGCGCUCGUCCGGAACGUCGCGCUGCCAAAAAUUUCAUCGCCGCAUUCGGACCACAUCUCUGAGUCCGGCAAAACCUCUUCGGAGGUGCUAAGUGAACUGGUGGACCACGCGGCGAAAGGGUGCGCAGAGUACAUGAAGUUCAUGACGGAGACGUUACUGGACGAGAAGAACGUGCAUUGGAGCACGCUACUCGUGGUCGUCUGGCUGUUGGAGAGGGUGUACUUGGAUGUUAUGGUGCAUGUCCGGGAUAGUCCCGCGUUUGACCGGGGAGCGGACCAGGUUUUGAAGGACUUUGUCCGGUGGUGGGCUAACGAUGAGUUUGCCGCCUAUGUGGAGGCACUUGGACGGGCAGUUGUCGAGGUCAGGAAAGAUGGGGAAAGGAGUGGAUUCGGUGAGGAGGAGGCGAGGUGGGCGGCGAGGGAGGUUCUCACGCUGGAGAGGGGCUUUUGGGAUACCGCUACGGAGGGGUUGGAAGAUUUGGGGGACCCGUAAGCACUUGUAGGGAUGUGUGUGCUAUACGAUACCAGUGGCUUUGGAGUGCGUGCCUGUACUGUAUACCGAUAAGUAAAGAGCAGAUAGGCGCCGGCAGGAAUGCACAGUUUAUGUAUAUGAUACUAUUAGUACAUUGACACGCUAUCUCACUGC